GCUGACUUCGGGAAAGCUCCACAUUAAAAGAUGGCGGGAACCGGACUCAGAUGAUGAAGACAAUCCGGAUUAUAAAUAUGAUAUUGCCGAAGCAUGGCGAAACCUUUUAACACUGUCAUCAUGUCAUCAAAUAAUGCUCAAAGAAAAGGGACAGCGGCGUUUACAGCUGCUGAUUGGACUAAAUGUUACUCAAGAAUUCCCUUGGAAACAAGUCAAAUACAAGAAUUUUUUAGAUCAACUCGAAGAUAUAGAAGACGGCGAAUUUUUAAGCGCUGCACUUCAAGGGUUUAACUUAGAAGAUCAUUUAUUAUUUGGUUAUGCUCCCAUCUUGACGGAAAAUCUAGACGAUGUGCCAGAGGGUGAUCCCUUUAUUGUUUUUCUAAAUCCGGCAGAUGCUAAAACGGCGCUAUCAAUAAUUCGAAAUAUGGAAUUAUAUGAACGUUGGGUAGUAAACAAGCGUUUGUUAAAGAAACCUCGCCGUUGGGUAUCACUAGGCAGUGAGAAUGAACUAAAGAUGACUAUAGAACAACAACAUGCAACUCCACUUGAGGUCGAGGUACAGAGUGUAUAUCCCUUAAGGAUACCAGAAAACAAGGAAUUUUCCUUUCGCAAAUCUUCGGACGUGCGUGAUGGAUACGUCGAACUUUUGCCGAGUGAAUUAGUUAAAUUUGAAAAUAUAUUGCGACGACGAGUUACCAUAGGUAUUCAAUCGGCACCAACUUUAAUUCACUUGGAACAGCAAACUGAUCCAACAUUUCCAACAAAUGCCUGGGCACAAUAUUUGUACGAGAUAAUUGAUGAAGAGGGGUUAGAUGAUAGUUCGGAAGACGAGGCUUCCAAGGAGCAAGCUCAGGGCUCAAGCAAAUCUGUAACUCCGGCAUCAAUGGAACCCGUAAUUACCAAACCACCACCAGAGCUUUCGUCCAAUAUCCGACUCUUAUUGGACACUUUAGAAUUUAAUCAAAUUGAUAUGUACCGAAAUGACUACGCCUAUAUUUGUAACAAACCUAUUGAGCACUACUCUACGCCAUACUUAAAAGAAACUCUAUGUUUUGCUAACAUCUCCAAGAGUUAUGAACGCUACGUUUGUGGAAUCGAUUGGUACUACAACCUAUCUGGAUUAAUUGUCACUUCUUAUACGUUUGAUACCCCAGCUACAAUCGACUUAAUAUCACGUCAUGUCGACAUAGUCCAGCGUGCUGUAUUGCAACCAAAUCCUAUUUUAAUGUGGAGUUUUUCUGAUAAUUUAAAUUACAAAUUGGAAUUCGAAUCUUCACAAGAAGUAACUGUUCUCUCGUUCUGCCCACACGACCCGAAUCUUUUAUUUGGCGGAUGCAAAAAUGGUCAGCUAAUUGCUUGGGAUCUUCAAGGACGUGUGGAAAAAUUUGAUACUGAAGAGAUACUGACAGCAGCACAAAGCAAAUAUCGCGUUUUAAUAGCUGAUUUUUUAAAAUGGACGAUACAGAUAAACGAGGAUGCCAUUGUACCUGCCGCUAUGAUGUCUGCAUUGGAAGUAUCCCAAAAGUCUGCUAUUACCGGCAUAUAUUGGCUAGGAAACCAGUUUCAUGUGAAUUCCUUUGGCAAGGCUUUUACAGAUUCUAAUAAAGAGAUAAUACACAAAUUUUUCCUUACCUGCUCUGUGGAUGGAACCAUUUCAUUUUGGAAUUUAGAUUUGGUAAACGACAAGAAACUACAAGCUGCGGCUAUGAGGCGUGAUCAGCCCAGGGCCCUCACACAAAGCGAGUCAAUUUAUAAAAAUAAAGUGCUUAAUCCCAUUUUCACUAUUGUAUUUAAUGAGCCAAUAACCUCUAUAUAUUGCGACUCAUCUGUAUUUCAUUGUAAGAUACCGGAUUCACCACAAAAGGCAGCAAAAAAUACCAACAAUUUUGCGACAAUUCUCGAAGCUAAAGAUCCAAAAGAAAUGAGGCAAUCGAUUAUAACGUCGUCAUUUUAUGGACGCAUUGAAAGGCUUAAUUGGUUGGGUUCAUAUGCAGGUGCAGAACGUCGUGAAACUGUUUCGAUGACGAUCAAUUUUGCUCGGGUGCACGAUGGACCAGUUAUCGCAUUGAAAAAGAACCCGUUUUACCCAGCAGUUUUUGUAUCUAUUGGUCGUUCAAUAUUUGCCGUUUGGAAGGAAAAUUUUAAUUAUUCGCCAAUAUUUUGGCGAAGAUGUGCAACAGAUUUGACUGCGGUGGCGUGGAGCGAAUCUCGACCUGGGAUAUUAUUCCUGACGCGAAUUGAUGGAAAUAUUGAAGCUUGGGAUAUUCUUGCCCGUGACGACGAUGCAUGCUAUAACGACAUUUUGGGUGGUGGGAUAAUAACAGCCAUAUCAGAGCAUCGACCGUCAGAGCCUGAAAAGCUGAUAGGAAUCGGUGAUUACAAUAGCAGUUUCCGAAUGGUCAAAUUACCACAGAGUUUCUACACUCCUGAGCCCAGGGAACUAGAGAGGGUUAAAGAGUAUUUUACCAAAGAAGAAAACCGGAAAAAAUCUAUUCAAUCUUGGGAACACCAGUUCUUCGAAAAUAAUCGUGAUAUUAUUGAAGCCAAACGUCAGGCCGAAGUUGAUGCUAGAAAAGAACUAGAACGGCUUGAGAAGGAGUACGCAUUAAACGCAACACGCAAAGUUAAAGACAAUACCGAAGAGAGAAGGGACGAGUAUAAAAACCUCUCCUAUACUGAGCGAAUGAAACAUAAAUGGGACGAAUUGAAUUUGAACCGUUUGCUGAGUAUUUUAAUGACUCGUAAACGCGUUGACGAAGAAAAGCUAGAGCGGGAAACUAGACUUGAAAAAAGGCAUUUGGCCUACGAAGCUGCAAAAAAACAAUCAUUGAUUCGCAUCCAGCAACGUGUGGGCGAAGAAGUAGCAGCUGUUAGGGCAAGGAUAUUACCACAUGAGAAAGUCGAUCUGCAGCGCAUCGAUAUGAUACUUGCAUCUGUAGGAGUAUUAAUGGAUAAUGUUGAUGAUUAUGUUGCCACUGAAAUGGAAUCCAAUGAAGUAGUUCAUAACUUUGAUACCUUUGAUACUCUUAGUUACAUUGAUUUUUUAUAUCGUGGGGAUCAUCGUCGUCGUUUGCUGAACAAAUCAAUGGGUGGGAACACUGAACGGCUCUAUUGGUAUGAAUGUAUUCAGAAUGAUGACCUAUUGGAAGAAUGCUACUGGUUAUAUGACAGUUAUAUUGAAGCUCAAAAAAAUUUACAAUCAGAAAGAGAAAGUCAAACAGAAGUCAAUGUUAAUCCAAAACAAUCGGAAGAUGAACUAAUGUCGAAAUAA
Rhagoletis zephyria (snowberry fruit fly) is the source of this 3271-nucleotide messenger RNA. RefSeq names its product missing minor mitochondria (gene mmm). Lineage: Eukaryota; Metazoa; Arthropoda; Insecta; Diptera; Tephritidae. Gene Ontology annotation, molecular function: dynein light chain binding; dynein heavy chain binding. Gene Ontology annotation, biological process: inner dynein arm assembly; cilium movement involved in cell motility. The record is from RefSeq and is a predicted model, not a curated record. Gene Ontology annotation, cellular component: inner dynein arm.